CUGGUUGCUCUCAUGAAGAUUACCGCACUAACUAUUGGAGUAAUCCUUUUAGCAAGGAUCGUUAAGGUUGAUGGAAAUGAAACAACAGAACAAUAUGAAAUUAAAGAUCUGGAAUCUUUGCUUAAAUUGGAUGCAAAAUACACUGCCUUACUACAGGAGAUAAAUUCGACAUACCAUAGUAGACCCCAUAAUACAGCAAACAAUAUGGAAUUUGAAAAGUUCUUUCAAAAGGUUUUAAUUGGUUUAAACUCAACCGCCUACGACUUGGUUGACAAAAUUGAUAUUUACACAGAUUUCACAGUUUACAAUCAAAUGCGAUUGGAGCUGGAAAGAGAAAUUUCGAAAACACUUCAAGUCGCGAAAAAUCUUCUUAAGCUUAAAAACCUUGUGCCUCAGUGUCGUACCUUUUUUAUGGAUCAACAAGUGCAACUCACCGCGAGCAUCAGUCAAUCGAAUUUCGCGAAAAUGAUAAUACUUAAUAAUCCCAGUAACGAGUGUGAAAGUGUUGAACUAAAUCGAAUAACCUAUCCGGCAACGAAAGCAACAACCGCUCCGACUACAACACCAAAGCCCAUAAACUAUGAUUCACUACUUCUAGAGAUUCUGAAAAAAUAUAACAAGCGUCCGUGGGGAAAUCGAAAAUACGUGGAAUUCGACGAACAAAUUUGGCAAGUUUUCAUGGCCACGAAUAAGGACGAUAACAAUUAUAAAAAUGAGACAUUAAACAAGUUCCUAGAAUAUGACAAAGAUCGUGCCCAACUGGAUAAAGCCUUAGCCUUGCGAAUCGGAAAAUUUAAAAAACGAAUUGCAGUCGAACCUAAUAAUGAUUGCAAGGGAAACCUUUUGUACAUAAAUAAGCAAUUCAGCCGAGCAAUGUUCGAAACCAUUGAGAAAAAACGAAAGAUCUUACUUACUUCAAACUAUGUACAAGCUUGUGUUAAAACGGAAAAAGUAAAUCAUAAUAUUAUAGUUGUAAACAUAUAGUAAAAUAAAAUUUAAAAUUA
Messenger RNA from Drosophila elegans, 1004 nucleotides. RefSeq lists its product as uncharacterized. The transcript is spliced from 3 exons. Bases 13 to 984 code for a protein of 323 amino acids. NCBI's taxonomy places the organism in Eukaryota, Metazoa, Arthropoda, Insecta, Diptera, Drosophilidae. The record is from RefSeq and is a predicted model, not a curated record.